AUGGAGACUCUCAACAAAACCUCUGCCCCCGCGUCAGGGCUGCCUCUCGCCUUCCAUGGCACCGUCAUCCACGCCCGCAGUCCAAACGAUUUGGAGAUCCUGGAGAACUGUUUUGUGUUGGUGGACAAGGACGGCAAGAUCCAGGCUCUACAAGCGGAUGUGGAGGCAUCCCAGAUCAACGGCAUUGUCUCCAAUCAGGGCUACGCCCCGGACGUCUUCCCGGUCAAGCAUCUAUGCCGCGGCCAAUUCCUGUGUCCAGGCUUCGUCGACACGCACAACCACGCCCCCCAGUGGGCACAGCGCGGCGUCGGCCGCGGCCAGACCUUACUGGACUGGUUGAACCAGGUCACUUUUGCACAUGAGGCCAAGUUUGCCGCUCCCGACUACGCCCGGCGUAUGUAUGCAUCCUGCGUGGCGGGCUUCCUGCAGCAGGGUAUCACUACUGCCGCCUACUAUGGUUCGCACCAUGGCGAAGCUACCCGCAUCCUGGCCGAUAUCUGCCUUGACAAAGGUCAGCGCGCCCUUGUAGGCAAGUGCAAUAUGAACCGCAACGCACCGGUCUGGUACCGGGAUGCGUCCGUAUCUGAUUCGCUCCGCGAAACCCGCGAGCUGAUCCGACACGUCCGCAAUAUUGAUCCUCAAACUCGACUGCUCACGCCCAUCCUGACUCCGCGUUUUGCAAUCUCUUGCGACUCCGACCUCCUAGCAGGACUUGGCGCCAUCGCCACCGAGCAUCCAGACCUGCCUAUUCAAACACACUUUGAUGAGGCGGAGCAGGAAAUCCAAUUCACAAAACAGCUCUUCCCGGAAUUCCAUACGGAGGUGGAUCUCUAUCAGCGAUUUGGACUUCUCAACCAUCGCUCCAUCCUCGCCCACUGUAUUUUCUUGCAGGAAGAUGAAAUGCGCCGCAUCCAGGAGCUUCAUUGUGGUGUCGCCCAUUGCCCGAUUGCGAACACCACCAUGCGUGAGUUUAUGGUUGCGCCCGUGCGAGAAUACCUGCGGCGAGGGAUUAAAGUCGGCCUUGGUACUGACAGUGGGGGAGGCUAUUCCUCGUCGAUGCUGGAGGUGAUGAAACAGGCCUUCGUCGUGUCGAAUGCUCAGCAGAUGCUCACCCAGGGCCGGGAUGCACCUCUGUCACUGCAGGAAGGAUUCUUUCUGGCCACCCUGGGUGGCGCGCAGGUGUGUGGACUGGACGAGAAGAUCGGGAAUUUCGCUAUUGGCAAGGAGUUCGAUGCGCUGGAGAUCCACACCAUGGAUCUGGAGCAUGCGGGGGUCAUGACUCCCGUGGAAGACGAGGACUCGCUCGCCGUGAUUUUCGAGAAGUUCCUCAUGACGGGCGAUGAUCGCAACAUUGCCAAGGUGUAUGUCCGCGGACGGUCGGUCAAAGUAUGA
Molecule: messenger RNA, 1392 nt
Organism: Penicillium alfredii
Lineage: Eukaryota; Fungi; Ascomycota; Eurotiomycetes; Eurotiales; Aspergillaceae
Product: putative guanine deaminase
Exons: 1
Coding region: 1-1392 (463 amino acids)
Biological process (GO): guanine catabolic process
Cellular component (GO): cytosol
Molecular function (GO): guanine deaminase activity; zinc ion binding
Source: RefSeq, a predicted model, not a curated record